AUGGGUGAUGCGGCGAAGCUAAGCAAACUUAAUGUGGAUGAUAAUGAGGAUUUGAAAAUUAACUGUGGCAAGACGCGUCGGCAAUGGCUUGCUUCACCAUAUAAAAUCUCGGCUGGAUCAGCUGCAAAAGGAGGUCAAUUCCCAUGGGCUGUAGCAUUAACGGUCAUCAAUGAGGAACAAAAUUACUGUGGUGGAUCGAUCAUCUCAAAACGACACAUUCUUACCGCAGCACAUUGCGUCCUGAAAUUCGAAAAUUAUCAAUUACCCUGCACAUUUGCUACAAAUCUGGAUGACAUAACUCAAAUUGCAAUACGAUAUGGCGGAGUAUGCUUACGAAGCCAUUCUCCAGCAUGUGAUGGACCGUUAUGCAUGACAGCUAGAAUUCGUAAAAUUGCUAUCCACAAAAGUUUCCUGGAUGGAGGUUGUCUAGAUGGGCAUGAUUUCGCAAUCGUUGAAAUGGAAACUGAUUUGAUGUUUGGUACAGCCACUUCUGCAAUAUGCUUACCCAAUUCAACUUUCAAUCUAGACUCUGCUGAGAAUCUUGUUGAUUAUGGAUUUGGUGAGAAUGAACAUGGAGAAAAAAUGUCGAGGUUGAAUUAUGGAAGUGCAAAAAUUACUGGCGUUGCAAAAGAGAAAGAUUUCAUUCAAGCUGGGCCAAUUUAUAAGUCAGAAAAUAAAACCGUUCAUCAUGGCAUUUGUUUUGGUGAUAGUGGAGCGGGAUUGCAGGGAUUUUUUAAACAACGGGUUUUUCUUCUUGGUAUACAUUCGUUUGGUCCAAAAAUUUGUUAUGAGGGAUCACCCUUUACAGGAUCUUAUAAACAACGGGUUUUUCUUCUUGGUAUACAUUCGUAUGGUUUAAACAAUUGUGAUGGGGGAUCACCCUUUAUGGUGACCGAUACUCGGCCACUGUUCAAUUCAUUGAAAAUGAAACGGGAUAAGAAAGAUGAAGAAAAUGGUAACGGUAAUCCACUCGGCAAUCUCGAUAAAACAGCCGUUUUGCAGGAGGCCCGUGCUUUCAAUGAAACACCGACAAAUGCACAGAGAUGUAGUCUGAUCUUGAGUAAAUUGCUGUAUUUACGACAACAAGAUGAAAUAAUCGGCCCUACUGAUGCAACGGAGGCUUUUUUUGCUGUAGCAAAAUUAUGGCAAAUAUAUUUUAGCUUUACAAAGGAUAUGACUGGUCGAGAAGAUAUCUGUCGUGCAACAGCUAUCCGAUCGUCGUGCUGCAUAACCGAUGGAAGUAUGUUGCAGGCUAUUGAACGUUAUAUGAAGCAGGCAAUUGUUGAUAAAAAUUCAGCAGUUGCAUCGGCAGCCUUUGUUUCAUCAUUUCACCUGCUUCGGAAGAAUCCGGAAGUGGUACGUCGUUGGGCAAAUGAAGUACAGGAAGCUAUUUCAUCGGAUAGGUUUACUUAUUUGCGUGUUUGUUUGUCACUGGUGUGA
Acanthocheilonema viteae is the source of this 1440-nucleotide messenger RNA. Lineage: Eukaryota; Metazoa; Nematoda; Chromadorea; Rhabditida; Onchocercidae. The record is from the annotation of a GenBank genome assembly.